Molecule: messenger RNA, 1125 nt
Organism: Trypanosoma brucei brucei TREU927
Lineage: Eukaryota; Euglenozoa; Kinetoplastea; Trypanosomatida; Trypanosomatidae
Product: 60S ribosomal protein L4
Exons: 1
Coding region: 1-1125 (374 amino acids)
Biological process (GO): translation
Cellular component (GO): cytosolic large ribosomal subunit; ribosome
Molecular function (GO): RNA binding; structural constituent of ribosome
Source: RefSeq, a predicted model, not a curated record
AUGACUGCGCGCCCAUCUGUGAGUGUGUACUCUGCGUCGGAGGAUAAAGUGGUUGGCACCUGUUCGCUACCCGCUGUGUUCACUGCGCCCAUCCGUCAUGAUGUUGUGCAGUUUGUGCACACGAACAUGGCAAAGAACUCCCGCCAACCUUAUGCGGUGAACCGUCUUUCCGGCAUGAAGCACUCCGCGGAGUCUUGGGGUACUGGCCGCGCUGUCGCCCGUAUUCCCCGUAUUCACGGUGGUGGUACGAGUAUGUCGGGUGCUGGUGCAUUCGGUAACAUGUGCCGGGGUGGUCGUAUGUUCGCACCCACAAAGAUCUUCCGCCGCUGGCACCGUAAGAUUAAUCUGCACCAGAAACGUUUCGCUGUGGUGUCCGCCCUCGCCGCCUCGUCACUGCCAGCACUUGUAAUGUCACGAGGACACAAGAUCGAGAAUGUCGCUGAGGUGCCGCUCGUGGUGGAAGAUGGUGUACGAGCCUAUGAAAAGACUAAAGAGGCAAUGACAUUCCUUAAGACUGUUGGUGCCAUCGACGACGUGAACCGUGUGAAUGACUCCCGUCAGAUACGUGCUGGCCGUGGUAAGAUGCGUAACCGUCGCUACGUUGCGCGACGGGGCCCGAUGCUGGUGAUGCCAGACAACAAGGGCACACGUGCCUUCCGCAACAUCUUUGGGCUCGACCUUGCGAAUGUAAACUCACUGAACCUUCUGCACCUUGCACCUGGUGGUCACGUCGGGCGCUUCAUCAUCUGGACGAAGAGUGCAUUCGAGAAGCUGGACAAAAUCUUCGGUACCUUCACAGAACCCUCCACCGUUAAGUCGGGCUUCAUGUUGCCCGCACCGAUGUUGACGAGUACUGAUGUGACGCGCAUCAUGCAGUCCGAAGAGGUGCGUCGCGUUCUGAAACCCAAGAAACUGCAACCCAAGAGGCCAAGCCGCUAUAGGCAGCCGACGAACGGUAUUCGCAACCGUCGCCUGCGCCUGCGUUUGAACCCGUUCCAGAAGAAGGAGAAGGCAAUGGCUAAGGGCAUGCAGAACAAGAAGAACCGUGAGGCUCGCCACGCCGCCAAGGUCGUUCGGUUGGCGAAAGCGAGGAAAAAUGUCGCGAAAGCACUCAAGAAGAAGUAA